Molecule: messenger RNA, 1218 nt
Organism: Penicillium brevicompactum
Lineage: Eukaryota; Fungi; Ascomycota; Eurotiomycetes; Eurotiales; Aspergillaceae
Exons: 1
Coding region: 1-1218 (405 amino acids)
Source: RefSeq, a predicted model, not a curated record
AUGACCUCCCCUAGCAGCCCAAGCAUCCAUCAGCAUCGCAACUCACUGUCGUCAUGGCUGAACGGAAGCCGACAUCUGGCCUCGCGAGCUUCCACUCGGGCGAGUAUGUCCAUGAAAAGAUCCUCGACUAUGCCAUUGAAGAUCAGCGCACCUUCAGAUUUUCGCAGAGUACAAUCAUUCCAGUCACCAGGAUUCCAUGGGUCAGAGACCCUGCAGACCCCUGCCUCGAUUAAAUAUCAACCACUGGAUCUCCGUAUACAUCGAUCAGGUAAUCGACUAUCGGAAUUACCUUCCUUCGACUCUUUCCAGCUGAACGAAAGCCCCCAGCGCAUGACGCUGCCGGCCCCACCUCGUGCCCUAACCACCUCCACCAGCGUUCGAGAUCGCCGCUGUCAAACGACAGUCGUGGUUUCCCGCAAACCAGUCGGAUCGCAAAAGCGCCGCUCGCUAGGGAAUUCCCUGUCCAUGGAAAACCCCGUUCGAAUCACCAGCAGCUUGGUUCCGCAUUUCUCUACGGUCACCCCUGUCGAGAUUCCAAUCCAACUGGCUCCAGCAACUUCUCCAAUUCAUCGCGAGUCGAAGCUAAGAAGCAGUGAGCUGACCUUGAGCACACCAUUGUCAAAUCAGGUAGACUAUAGUCAACCCUGGGCAAGAGUUCCUGAAACACCACCUGCAUCGAAGAGUCUAGUCACAGACUCGGCGAGCACCUCGCCCUCGAACUACUCACCAGUGUCCAAGGACACACCUUCGUCCGCCAGCUCUCGAACGAUGCCAUCGAGACUAUCUUCACUCCGCCAUCCCUCCAUCCCCAACUAUGAUAGCCGACCCGCAAUCCCUUCAACUCCACCCUCUUUAUCCAACCGCGUCACCCAGUGGAUGUUCCCUACAGACAUGUCCACAAAGCAGAUCUCCCCGCCCGAAGACAAUUUCAACUGGGAGCGAACUCGCACGCUUAGUGGCACGACCGUCGCAUCGGCUUCGACUGUCACUGGUGCCAGAGCUCGGAACAACAGUUCCAUCUCGAGUCUCUUUUCAAGUGCCAUCACACCGCGCACAUCGUUCUCAUUUCAUCAUUCACCUGCAACAGAGAAAGAUCUGGAGUCUGGUCUUUGUCACCCAACUAUAUUUGAGGGACAGCAGCAAGAUCUUCCUCUGUGUGCAUACCCGACCAAUGAUCACACGCGCUUCCGUGAGUCUGAUAUCGGCUUGGCGUUUUGA